Messenger RNA from Exophiala bonariae, 1632 nucleotides. RefSeq lists its product as uncharacterized. The record is from RefSeq and is a predicted model, not a curated record. The coding region runs from base 1 to 1632 and encodes 543 amino acids. NCBI's taxonomy places the organism in Eukaryota, Fungi, Ascomycota, Eurotiomycetes, Chaetothyriales, Herpotrichiellaceae. The transcript has 4 exons.
AUGGAGUGGGAGACCAAAGGCUCGAGGCGACGCCAGCAGUUGGCUGCCCAGAUCCCAGACGAGUGGAAGUUGCCUGUCCCAUUCCAGUCUGAUAGUCUCGUAAAUGUCAAGGGCAUCCCCGCGGAGAGUGGCAUCCUCGGUCCUCUGGAUAUCGAGAUUACUGAAUCUUCCGCCGACGAGAUACUGGCGAAUGUCAGGAAAUCACAAUGGAGCUGUGAAAGGGUCAUGUUGGCCUUUUGCAAGCGAGCCACGAUUGCUCACCAGCUGGUGAACUGUGUUACGAAUUUUCUCAUUGAAGAGGCUCUGGAAACAGCUCGGGAGCACGACAAGUAUCUUGCAGAUACAGGUCAGGUCAGAGGCCCGCUGCAUGGUCUACCUAUUUCUGUGAAGGACUGUCUCGAUGUGGCCGGACAUGAAACGACAUCUGGUCUGGUGUCCAGAAUUGGGUUUGUUGCAAAAGAGGACGCUCUCGUGAUCCGCUGCCUCCGACAAGCAGGAGCCAUCCCAUUUGUCAAAACCAAUCUCGCCCAAGCAACGCUCUUGGUUGAAUCGACAAACAAUGUCUUUGGGCUUGUUACAAAUCCUUCAAAUCGUCAAUUGACCGCGGGUGGAUCCUCUGGAGGUGAAGGUGCCUUGAUCGCACUAUUUGGCUCUCCUUUGGGUGUUUGCACGGACGGAGGCGGUUCGGUUCGGCUUCCUGCAUCGUGGAAUGGAGUAUAUGGAUUCAAACCUUCUGCCACCCGGAUUCCAAGCCUGGGAUCUCGUGGAGUGGGCUACUCGGAUAGCAAUUUGGGUUGCACAGGAGUAAUUGCCAACCAUAUCGAGACCCUCAGUCUCUUCAUGAGCUCGGCUCUCAGCGCAUGCCCGUGGAACAAUGACGCCGACUGUGUGCCAAUUCCUUGGAACUCGAGAAUAGGUAUCAGCAGGAAAUUAAGACUCGGCCUGCUGUUUGACGAUGGCAUCACACACCUCACUCCACCCGUGCUCCGCGUUUUGAAAGAAAGUCAAGAAAAAUUAGCAGCAGCAGGACAUGAUGUGAUAGUCCUGGACUGGUCUGAUCUUCAUUUGCGUGGUGCUCGUAUCAUCUUUACUAUGUACACACAAGAGGGUGGUGUCGGGGUCAGAGAAGCAUUGGAUAUCUCUGGCGAGCCUCCUGUACCUCGACUUGCCACCGGUUGGUCAGAGAGACCAUUGACACCCAUUGAGAUAUGGAAAAAUCAUCGAGCCAGGAAGCAACUUCGUCUAGAUUACUUGAGAAGGUGGAAGCAACUCGACCUGGACGCUAUAAUCACGGCCCCGUCGCCUCAUCCAGCACCUCCUCAUGAACAAUACAUAACCACAGCCCUUUCCGCCAUCUACAACUUACUCGACUACCCUUGCUGUAUCGUUCCGGCUGGCGAAGUCAAUCUCGAGAAAGAUGUUGCAGAUGAAGCUUGGUACGCUCGGGCACCUUACGACAAGAUACCAAAUUUUCCCUACGACUUCGGCGACGAGGAAUUGAAGAGCUUAUAUAAAGGGCCUGAAGUCUUUGCCAAUAGCCCUCUCGCGCUGCAGAUAGUAGGAUUACCAUGGCAGGAGGAAUUGUGCUUACUUAUAUCGCAACGCAUUGACGAUAUAAUCCACCACAGAUAG